This is a messenger RNA of Dermatophagoides pteronyssinus (European house dust mite), 1365 nucleotides long. Its product is annotated as serine hydroxymethyltransferase-like. NCBI's taxonomy places the organism in Eukaryota, Metazoa, Arthropoda, Arachnida, Sarcoptiformes, Pyroglyphidae. The record is from RefSeq and is a predicted model, not a curated record.
AUGUCCGUUCAGACUAAAACGACAACUACUAUCAAUACUUCAUUGAAACAAUUUGAUAACGAAUUGUUUCAAUUAAUAAAAAAAGAACAGCAACGACAGCAAAAUGAAAUUAACUUGAUAGCUAGUGAAAACAUAAUACCGCGAUAUUGUUCAGAUGCUUUACGGUCUCCUUUAUCAAACAAAUAUUCUGAAGGCUUUGUAGGAAAACGAUAUUACGAAGGAAACAGGUUUAUAGAUCAAAUAGAACAACUGGCCAUCGAUCGCUCGUUGAAGGCGUUUUCACUUGACAAUAAAGACUGGGGUGUUGUUGUACAAAGUCUUUCGGGUACAAUAGCAAACAUAGCAGUUUACACAGCAAUGCUUAAACCUGGUGAUAAAAUUUUAUACAUGGCGUUGUCUCAUGGAGGACAUUUAAGUCACGGUUACAGACGCAAAAACAACAAUCUAACACUCGCAAGCCAGCAUUAUAAUUCCAUGCCGUAUUAUGUGGAUAAAGAAACUGAAGAAAUAGAUUAUGAAAAACUCGAACGUAAAGCUCUGGAAUACAAGCCUAAUAUAAUAAUUGCGGGAGCCUCUGCAUAUCCAAAACUGAUUGAUUAUAAAAGAUUUAGAUCUAUUUGUGAUAAGAUUGGUGCGAUUCUGUUAGUAGAUAUGGCUCACAUCGCUGGUCUAAUUGCAGCUCGGCUUAUUCCAUCUCCCUUUCCAUACGCUGACAUCGUCACAACUACUACACAUAAAACGUUACGUGGGCCGAGAGGUGCUUUAAUUUUCGUUCGCAAACCUUAUUACAACAAAAUCCAGAAAAGCGUGUUUCCAGGUUGUCAAGGAGGCCCUCACAAUCACUCUAUCGCAGCAAUAGCUGCAGCAAUGAAAGCUGCUGCCGAGCCAGAAUUCAAGGAAUAUCAAUCGAAUGUUUUAAAAAACAUGAAAGCAAUGAACGAUGAACUGAUUAACAAAGGAUAUAGAAUAACUUCUGGUGGCACGCAGAAUCACCAUUUGAUUGUCGACUUAUGUAAUAAAAACAUCGAUGGUAAACAAGCAUCAGUGCUCUUGAAUGCAGCUGGAAUAGUUUGCAACAUGAACACUGUGCCACGCGAUAAAUCUCCCUUGAAUCCGAGUGGAAUUCGAAUUGGAUCAGCCGCAAUGACCAGCAGAGGAAUGACCCAAAAGGACUUUGUCAACGUAACUUGCUUGAUUGAUAAAAUAAUUUCUAUUAAAAACAGCAUAUUUAGAAAAGAUGCAAAGCUGGAUGAAAUACGCGAAAAAUGCGCUAAAUCUCCAGAACUAACAGCAAUCAAAGAGUUUGUUCAGUCUUACGCUCAACAAUUCCCCGUCGUUGACACCGAUAAACUUUCCAGUUCUUAA